This is a messenger RNA of Castor canadensis (American beaver), 3136 nucleotides long. The record is from RefSeq and is a predicted model, not a curated record. Lineage: Eukaryota; Metazoa; Chordata; Mammalia; Rodentia; Castoridae.
AAAAAAAAGUGGCACAUAAAUGUUUGUUGCUAAUACUUUUUUCCCCUAUGACACUGAAGACUGAACUCAAGGCUUCACACUUGCUAGCUUCCGCGGCUUAGCCCCAGCCGCCGGAUUCCCAGCUGGAACCCGAGUCCCGGCGUUGGCAGGCGCGGCGCCGUGGCCCGAAUUGGGGACCGGAGUCGGGGCAGGAUCCUGACCCGAGGCGACGAGCUCUGCGACCCUGCGAGAUGGACGGGACAGAAGGUAAUGCCGGGCAGUCCAGCACUGCUGAGCGGUCCCACCGAAGCAGCGUGUCCUCCGUGGGAGCCCGAGCAGCUGAUGUGCUAGUAUACCUAGCUGAUGACACAGUAGUGCCCCUGGCUGUGGAGAACCUGCCCACGCUCAGUGCCCAUGAGCUGCACCGCUCAAUCUGUGAGGUCCUGCAGCUCCCAGACAUCGCCCUGGAGGCCUUCGCACUCUGGCUGGUCUCCCCUCUGCUGGAGGUGCAGCUGAAGCCCAAGCACCAGCCCUACAAGCUGGGCCGCCAGUGGCCAGAGCUGCUGCUACGCUUCACUGACGCCCCGGAUGACGACGUGGCCAUGGAUGAGCCUUCCCUACAGUUCCGAAGGAACGUGUUCUUCCCAAGGCGGCAGGAGCUCCAGAUCCACGAGGAAGAGGUCCUUCGGCUGCUCUAUGAGGAGGCUAAGGCCAAUGUGCUGGCCGCUCGGUACCCAUGUGACGUGGAGGACUGCGAGGUGCUGGGUGCUCUGGUGUGCCGUGUGCAGCUUGGGCCCUACCAGCCUGGCCAGCCUGCGGCCUGUACCCUGAGGGAGAAGUUAAACUCCUUCCUCCCAGCCCACCUCUGCAAGCGGAGCCAUGGCCUUUUUGCUGCCCUCCGGGGCCGCGGAGCCAAAGCUGGGACGGGUGAGCAGGGCCUGCUAAACGCGUACCGCCAGGUGAAGGAAACAAUUGGUAACAGCAGCGAGCAUGAGGCCACGCUGGGCUCCCAUUACCGUGCCUACCUCCUCAAGUGCCACGAGUUGCCCUUCUAUGGGUGUGCCUUCUUCCACGGCGAGAUUGACAAGCCAGCCCAGGGCUUUUUGCACCGGGGUGGGCGCAAGCCGGUGACCGUGGCCAUCAGUCUGGAGGGUGUGCAUGUUAUUGACAGCAGGGAGAAGCAUGUCCUGCUGGGCUUGCGCUUCCAGGAGCUGUCAUGGGACCACACCUCCCCCGAGGAAGAGGAGCCUGUCCUGUGGCUGGAGUUCGAUGGGGACAGCGAGGGCGUGCCUGUCAACAAGCUGCUCAGGGUCUACUCCAAGCAGGCUGAGCUGAUGAGCGGCCUCAUCGAGUACUGCAUUGAGCUGAGCCAGGCUGCAGAGCCCGCCGCCCCCCAGGACAGAGCCCCUGGCGCCCAUUCAGCCCAUGACUCCUCACUGCCUCCCACCCAGCGCCCCAAGCUGCGGAGGCAGUGCAGCGUGGUGUGCAGCCGGAUCCAGCAUCUCUCCACCAUCGACUAUGUGGAAGACGGCAAGGGGAUCAAGCGAGUGAAGCCAAAGCGCAGCACAUCCUUCUUCAGCCGGCAGCUCUCCAUGGGCCAGGGUAGCUACACCGUGGUGCAGCCCACCGACAGCCUGGAGCAGGGCUGAGACUGGUCACACCGGGCACCAUUUUCCCAGGCCAGGCCAGUCUGCAUUAGUCUUUGAUGCUGUGGGCAGAGGGCCUCCUUGGCUGUGUGGGGUGUGUGGAUCCUUCAGACCACAGAGAAGUGACUUCCACACAGUGCCUGGACUGUGUGGAGCUGGUCUUCAAGCCUGACCACCCUUCCCUGGACUCUGAACCCAGCUGCUCCCUCCUUCCCAAAAACACACCUUCGUACCCAUCUCUAGGUGAGUGGUGUCCUCUGCUCUGCAGGGACUGCUAGCAGCAGUUCCAGUGGCAAGAAGCUGAGGGCCAGAGCCCAGGCUCUGCAGGUUCAACAUGAGCCUUUGAUCUUCUGGACUUUGGUGACCACAUAUCUCAUUCCUUCUGCUGGCAUUCCACCCACACUGCUGGGGCAGGCUGUCACUCUGAAGUGGGGAGGGUUUCCCUGGAUUGAGCCAUGCAGAAAAGGCACCAUCCCUCCUGGGCAGCACUGGGACUGGAGGAAGCCAGGCGAGGGCUCCUUGCCCAGAUCUCCUGCAGACCCGAGACACUGAGCAGAAGGAAAGUGCCUUUUUGUUAGCCUUUGGUGAUGUCCCUGUGCUGGAGGUGGUUGUCCUGUGGACCAGCAGACGCUCUACCCCCCAAGCCCCCCCUCCCUGCCCCCUAGUACUCCACACUGGUAAAAGCUCCUGGAAAUCCCUUCUCUCUCUUGGCCCAAGUGGCUCCCCUCAGCCGGUACACCCCGACCUGCCCUUGUCCCAUGUGCUUGGUCUGGGGCCUAGCUUUGGUCUUUUUUCAACUGUCCUAGCUUGAUGAGCCUGUGACCUCUGGCAACUCAAGGAGACACCAUUGUUAACCUCAGAGCACAACACUGUGAGGUUCUCUGAGCUGGUCUCUAUCUCCCAAGGAUGUUCAAAAGGAGGCUUGUUUGUGGGUGCGUGGCCUUGCCCUUCCCCAGAGGAGCCAGGCACAAGAGGAGGGCUUUCCAGGCUCUUGGGGCUCUCUGUGGUGGGAACAUGGCUCUUACGGUGCUUCCUGGGACUUGCCUUAGGAAGGCAGGCCUUCUCGGUGGCAAGCCAUGGAAGUGCAACCCUUUCACACUCCAAAUGUAAGAGCUCUUCACUUACCUUGAUAACUUGUGAGCUCCUGCAGCCAGAACCAUGUUGUCAUAAGUAAGUGGAAAGGAUUGGCUUGAGAGGUGUCCCCAGCCUUUUGGAAUGUCCGAGCUGCAGGGGAUAUCAGCUGCCAGCCCACUGGUUAUCUCAGACCCCUGACUGCUGACUCCUGGUACGUUCUUCUCUGAUGGGCCAUAGGCACGUGGGGUGUGUGUGAGUGUGUACACAGAUGACGAGCUUCCACUCUUCAGGCUCCUACUGGUGUUUUCUAAAUACCCAUUGUGCCUUAUCCUUCUCUGGCUGCCCUUUGAGACAUAGCACUAUUUCACUACAUGUCCUUUGAAUGUUCUCUUUCUUUUAUAUCAUGUGACUUGUUAAUAAAAUCAGUUUCUAGCAAA